CAUCUUCUACUCCAUCCUUCUUAAUUUUAGCUAAUCUCUCCUUAAACCUCUGCAACUGUUUUCAGAAAAGUGAUAAAAAAGGAAACAGAGCGGGGAAGCAAGUUCACCUUCCUAGAAAGGUUAGGUUCUUCAAAUCUACUUUCUAUGGCUCAGCAAGGGCAUGAGCAGACCUCAGCUACAGGUGUGGUUGGUGGUGCAACCCCUCACCCAUAUGGGGUGAACCCCUACCAACAUAACCAGAUGAUGGGAAUAACAGCACCCAGGUUUGCUGGCUCAAUCCAAUCUCCUACCCAUCCUGCAGCUCUCUCUGCCCCUUCAUCUCAGCUUGCUCAACACCCGCUUGCCUAUCAGCACAUCCACCAACAACAGCAACAACAACUGCAGCAACAGCUCCAGCAGUUUUGGACAAAUCAGUGUCAAGAAAUAGAGCAUGUCACAGAUUUUAAAAACCAUAAUCUCCCACUAGCUAGGAUUAAGAAGAUUAUGAAGGCAGAUGAGGAUGUAAGAAUGAUAUCAGCUGAAGCUCCAAUAGUUUUCGCCAGGGCAUGUGAGAUGUUCAUUCUAGAGUUGACACUGCGGUCAUGGAAUCAUACUGAGGAGAAUAAGAGGAGGACCCUUCAGAAGAAUGAUAUUGCAGCUGCAAUCACCAGGACAGAAACCUUUGAUUUCUUGGUUGACAUUGUCCCGAGAGAGGAUUUGAAAGACGAGAUGCUAGUCCCGAGGGGUGCAGGUUCUGGUGAUGGUAUUCCUUACUAUUACAUGCCACCUCAACUUGCUCCUCGGGUUGGACCUGCUGGUAUGAGUGUUGCAGACCAAACCCUUUACGGUCAGCAGCCUCGCCCUUAUGUGGCUCAUCAAAUGUGGCCACAGCAGCAGCAACAGCAGCCACCUGACCAUUACAAAUCAUAGCUAGUGAAUUGCAUUAGAAUCAACUGCUUUUUCUUUUAUCGCAUAAACGUUGAAACUUGCUAUUAGGCUCUGUAAUUUCAUAAAAGAUGGGAUUUGGCGGCAUGUUUUCAUUCUUAACCUCCCAUCAUAUGUUGGUAUGAAACUUUGUGGUAUUCUCAUUUCAUUCUCCGAGUCUGGACUAGAAUUGAGAAUUAUCAUUUUAACAUUCCGACCUUCGUUGUAUUAUCAAUUUGAUAAAUAUUCUACAAAAUG
Messenger RNA from Rubroshorea leprosula, 1161 nucleotides. The record is from the annotation of a GenBank genome assembly. Lineage: Eukaryota; Viridiplantae; Streptophyta; Magnoliopsida; Malvales; Dipterocarpaceae.